This is a messenger RNA of Penicillium waksmanii, 366 nucleotides long. Its product is annotated as mitochondrial 37S ribosomal protein bS6m. The record is from RefSeq and is a predicted model, not a curated record. Gene Ontology annotation, cellular component: ribosome; mitochondrial small ribosomal subunit. Gene Ontology annotation, biological process: translation. The coding region runs from base 1 to 366 and encodes 121 amino acids. Gene Ontology annotation, molecular function: structural constituent of ribosome; small ribosomal subunit rRNA binding. Lineage: Eukaryota; Fungi; Ascomycota; Eurotiomycetes; Eurotiales; Aspergillaceae. The transcript is spliced from 3 exons.
AUGUUGUACGAGCUGAUUGCUAUUGUCCGCCCGGGCAGCCUCAACGAGGUUCGCGAAAUUGCCCGUAAUGCUGGUGCUCAGGUCAUCCGCUCCGGCGGUGUCGUCCGCGGCUACACCAACUGGGGCGUCUUCCGCUUGCCCAAGGUCACCACCAAGCACCAGGCCCGUUACAGCGAAGGCCACCAUUUCAUCAUGCGAUUCGAUUCCUCCGGUCCCGUCCAAACCUCUAUUCGCCGUACCCUCGGUCUCGAUCCCCGAAUGAUCAACUUCUCUGUCGUCAAGCUGGGUGACAAGCUUGAGGAGAUCAAGGACAUCGAGGGCAAGGUUCAAUGGAACAAGACUCGCAGCAUCACCAACUCUCUCUAA